This is a messenger RNA of Ciona intestinalis (vase tunicate), 2954 nucleotides long. The record is from RefSeq and is a predicted model, not a curated record. NCBI's taxonomy places the organism in Eukaryota, Metazoa, Chordata, Ascidiacea, Phlebobranchia, Cionidae.
GUGUUUCCUAGAUACAGUAGUGUUAUAUUAUUGUUAACACUGUUUUUGGAAAACGUCGUACUGAAAUGGCAGAAGCAAUUAAGGACAGCAUUGAAUCUAUAUUUGAAGAAAUUGGAGCAGCACAAGCGCAUUGUGACGUCCGAAUAUUUUGCUUUAGUGAUGAAGAUCAGUGGAUUGCAUAUACGAGCAAGGAAUAUAAAAUGGCUGGCAUUUUAGACUGUAAACAUACAUUUAGCUUCACUUGGCAUGAUAAACAAAAUAGCAAAACUGACCUACCGAAUACUGUUUGUAUGCAUAUAAGAAAAUCAAAAGAAACCGACAAAAGCAAGAAUUCAGUUAAGGAAUUUUGGGAAGGCAAUGUUCCAUAUACCAGCAGUAAAAGUGGUCUAGUAGCAACUUUGCUGACCGAUACCUUUCGCCCUACACCCGAGUUACAAAAAGGUUUUGCUUACCAUAUUAAGUUAUCAGAUACAAAGCACUUCACGAUCAGGGGCCACGAGAAAAACUUUAAAGUUCAGUAUCGUAUAAUCGAGGAAAACGUUAAUAACCUCAAAAAGAUUUGUAAACAAAAGGUUGAAUCUUGUACAAAUUUACAAAGUCAAUUCAAAUCUGGCUUUAAACAUAUUCAAUCAGCUUUGGAAGAAAUGGGAAAACAUGUGGGGAGUAGUAAAAUCUCAAACAGCGCGAAAGGCAAUGUCGCUCGCGUAUAUCUUGACACACAACUCAAGUUAGAAGAAGACAUAAUAAGUCACAGUAAACGACUUCUGUGGUCUUCUCCGUUUUUCAAUGUCAAAGCAAAAAAAAUAAAAGUACUGUUUAUUCUGAAAGUCAUUAAGAAAUUUAUUAAAAUGUUAGAAUUGGUGCCAGAAAUGGAGAAAGCGAUGAAAUCUAAUCUGCAAGAGCUGAACUACUGCUAUGAGCAUUUAAAUAUCAACGAAAAAUACCAGAAAUUGAGCGACGCAUGGAGUUCAGUUAAUAUACGAUGCACGCAUUCCAGUGGUGAACUACAGCAAAUUAUCGUGAUGUUAUUCAACAAAUGUUUUUUGGAAGCUGCUAAGGAUACAAAUCAACUGGAAGCUGCUGAGGAUACAAAUCAACUGGAAGCUGCUGAGGAUACAAAACAGCUGGAAGCUGCUGAGGAUACAAAACAACUGGAAGCUGCUGAGGAUACAAAUCAACUGGAAGCUGCUGAGGAUACAAAUCAACUGGAAGCUGCUGAGGAUACAAAACAGCUGGAAGCUGCUGAGGAUACAAAUCAACUGGAAGCUGCUGAGGAUACAAAUCAACUGGAAGCUGCUGAGGAUACAAAACAGCUGGAAGCUGCAAUUGUUUAUGCGACCGCACUGGAGCAGUUUCACGUGGCUUCUGAUGCAACCACAGUCCGUGUAAAUGAAAUAAAAUAUAACGAGUCCCACGAAAAAGAAAGGGUAAUGUACGAUAAACAACUGUACCUUGUUAUUACUUCAUCUAUAAUGAGUCUUUGUCAGUCAAAUCGUACGGAAUGCGAAGAAUUUCUGAGGUUGCUAUAUUUUGCUGCGCAUCAUUGGAAUGUCCGACGAUCGUUUGGACCAACACAAGAGAAAUCUAAACACCGCACUUGUUUAAAAUCACUUAUGCAUUUUCUCCAGAACACAAACAGAGUUGUUGAACGGUUAAAAUCAAGUUCAAAAACCGAGCUCCGCACGCAGCAGCUAAACGAGUUAUAUGAGAACAUCAUAUCUUUGGGAGGUGAGCUGAAAGAAACAGAAAAAAAAUUUCAAGAUAUAUUAUCGCAGUUAAAACCAGUUAAACCUAUUGACAAUAGGAACGCUAUGAUCACAAAUUUGGAAGCACAAAUAAUUGUCUCUGAUAAUAAACUAUUGCCCUCUGAAAUCCAGGAAAAAGUAAAAGAAUUCGUUAAAGCUCAAAAAAACACUACAGAACGCAUUGAUUCAUGUCGAGCAAAGCUGGAAAGGGUUGUUAUAUCAUGCAACGGUAAACAUACAGGAAAAUAUGAGACCUUGGUGUCCGAUUCGGUAAAUAUCUUAAGAUGCUUUCUUUCUACACAAGACUACACUGAUGAACAGAAGAAAAAUAUAACCGAAUUUAUAAAUCAGUACAAGAGCGAUGGUACUGGUAUAAGGAACAUAAACAUACAAAAAGCUAAUAAUGCCACCAAACAGGCAAUAGACCAGUUAAACAACAUAGAUUUCAUGAAAGAAUAUGAAGUUGGCAUAUCAGAAGCUGCAUUGGUACACUUGCGUAAUGCAGUUGCCACACUGAAUCCAGAUGCUCUCCAAGCUGUACUUGGUAGAUUAGAAUUAAUUGUUCCGGGACUUUGUGGUGAAACCGAGAAGGCACCGGAAGAUAAAACGGAAAAAGUCACUUGUACGGAGUUGCUCGAUGAUUUAGGAACACUUGAUCAAAAUGCUGACGUUACGGUGGACGAAAAUGUCUGUAUAUUUAAUCGAACAUACGAACAACUACAGAAAAUGGCUAUGGAAAAGGACAUGGACAAGUUAAAAGAAGCUAGCAAACAUUUUAGUCUGGAUUUGGUCAGACGACAAUGGGGGCAUACUCAAUCCCCUACCCAGGGUUGCCCGUUUUAUUUCUCUUUCUAUUGCUGGAAUGGAGACCCUAUAUUUGAAGAUCCAUACUAUACAGCUAAUGAAACCCAUAUUCCAUGUCCUCAAAUGUGCUAGGAUCUAAUUUGAGUAGCUACAACCUCAUGCUCGCCCAGAUUUAAAUGCAACAUAGUAAGGAAAUGCUUAAUUGUAAUACUAAAUCAUACAACAUGUUUGUCAGCAUUUUGAGUCCGUGAUUUUGCGUCGUUUUUGCAAGUUCAAAUUACUUAAACCAAUAUUUUGUGUUAAGUAAAUGUAACUAAAUAAAUUAACAUUUUAGCAAUUUACUAUAGCUGUAUAUUUAAAAAAAUGUUUAUUUUAGAUCCUGUAAAUAAAGAAAACUUCAAUACA